AUGGAUCGAGAAAAUCUUAAGAACUAUCACCCUAUAUGCCUGCUCUCUCAUAUCUAUAAACUCUUUACAAAGGUGAUAACGAACCAACUCUCACAGAGUCUGGAUGAACAACAGCCAAGAGAGCAGGCAGGGUUUCAAAGAAAUUUCAGCAUGAUCCACCAUAUAUUUACCUUUAGCCAACUCCUAGAAAGAGCAAAGGAAUACAAACUCCCACUGUGCAUUGCUUUCGUCGACUAUGAAAAGGCCUUCGAUAGCAUCAAGUUCAACGCAAUAUUAAAGGCACUCGCAGAGCAGGGCAUUAACGCGCAGUACAUCAGUUUUUUGAAGGAAGCGAAUAGUGGAUGUACAACAGACAUUACUCUCCUCGAAACUCCCCUCCUCAUCCCAAUCGAGAAAGGUGUAAAGCAAGGAGAUACGAUUUCACUGAAACUAUUUACUGCCUGCCUUGAAAUGGUUAUGAACAAGAUCAAUUGGAUGAGUGGUGUCAACAUAAACGGAGAACGAUUAUCUCAUCUCAGAUUCACGGCUGACAUCGUACUAAUUGCCGAAAGCACCAACCAACUGCAUAGCAUGCUACGAAGACUCAACAAGAAAAGCAGUCAGGACAUCCUCAAAGGAAAAAUCAACAAGACCACACGUACAAAUAUCUUCAAUUCAACAGUGCUGCCAGCCAUGCUGUAUGGCAGUGAAAUGUGGGCACUGACGAAGAGAGAAGAACAGCGGUUGUCGGUAGCUGAAAGGGUAAUGGAACAAGCUAUGUUGGGAAUUUUCCUUCUGGAUUGUAUCCCAAAUGAAAUGAUUAGAGAACGCAGCGGUGUGAAAGAUAUUGUCAUGGAAAGCAGAUAUAAGAAGAUAUGA
Molecule: messenger RNA, 858 nt
Organism: Mauremys mutica (yellowpond turtle)
Lineage: Eukaryota; Metazoa; Chordata; Testudines; Geoemydidae
Exons: 2
Coding region: 1-858 (285 amino acids)
Source: RefSeq, a predicted model, not a curated record